AGCAAAAUGGUCAGGGUGAGGGAGAUGUUCUCUCAUAUAUGUCUGGAGUUAGCUUGGGUGCUUGAUUGCCGUUGUGAAAUCAGAACCCUCGGAUCAACCCUACUCCUCGGCCAGAGCGUCCAGUGUGCGCUCUGAAUUUACGAACUGACAAUCUGACAAUGCUCUGAAUGUACGAACGCCCUGAGCGCUCUCUAGCACUCCAAAGUGAAUUUACGAACGCACCCUAUGAUUGAUCCUCAGUGCAUUGAUCAUGGGAAGGUGUGCAGCCGACGCAACGUGAUGACGUUAUAUUAUACCGCCAGGAUAUGUGAUCGAGAACUGACAUUUUUCUUAUCUUGCUUUUAUGAAUCUUUUCACGAAUUACUACACCACGACAUAAGCUCGUCGUUUAAACACAACCAUUGACCCUGUCCCCUCGCCAUGGUAGAGGAUGACGAUUUAACGCCAAAUCUUAUGUCAAACCAAGUGUGGCGCGGCAAUGGCGAGUUUGUGCCUCCAGACGGAAUAUGCUGGGUGUCUGUACUGUCCUGUUUGCUGCUUGCCUGCUCCUACGUCGGGAGUUUAUACGUAUGGAGAAGUGACUUACCCAGAGACCACCCGGCCGUUAUCAAGAGGAGAUUCACUAGUGUCCUGAUUGUAUCUGCCGUGUCGCCUGUCUUCGUGUGGGCAUGGAAAAUGUACACUGGUGUGAUGCCUGGUCCCUCGUUGCUGGCUCUGAUGGGCAUUCGCUUUGAGGGCCUCAUCCCAGCCAUCAUACUGCCUCUGCUCCUCACCAUGGUGCUGUUCGUUGGCCCCCUGAUCCAGCUGGCUAUGGACUGCCCCUGGGGCUUCAUAGAUGGGAUACGGGUGACCUUUGACCCGUGGUUCUGGGCUCUGUGCCUCAGUGACAUGCGCUGGCUGAGGAACCAGGUGGUGGCCCCUCUGACUGAGGAGCUGGUGUUCAGGGCCUGUAUGCUGCCCAUGCUGGUACCCUGCACCAGUCCUUCCACUGCCAUCUUCACCUGCCCCCUCUUCUUCGGAGUUGCCCACUUCCAUCAUGUGAUCGAGCUGCUGCGUUUCAGACAGGGCACCCUUUCUGGGAUCUUUCUCGCUGCAGUAUUCCAGUUCUCAUACACCGCUGUCUUUGGAGCUUACACUGCCUUCAUAUUCAUCAGGACAGGUCACCUGGUGGGGCCGGUGCUGUGCCACUCGUUCUGUAACCACAUGGGCUUCCCUGCCCUUGGCAUGGCCCUGGAGCACCCCCACCGUCUCACCGUCCUGUCCUGCUACUUGCUGGGGGUCCUCCUUUUCCUUCUUCUCCUCUUCCCCCUCACAGACCCCAUCUUCUACGGCCUUCCCACCCCCGUCUGCACCCUGGCCUCCGUCCCCAGUUCCCUCUGCGUCUCCUGAUCCCACCCCCACCAAACACCCCUCUGUAUUAGAUGGACCGAUCCACUGAGCGGGUCGCCACCACCAGCCGAAAGGAGGAGUGGUCCAAGAACGAGUGGUGUUUUAGCUCUUCGGUCAUGCCCGCUUGAGUCUGAUUUCUCUGGUGGGAUGUGGGAAGGUGAGCAGAGGUGAGGGUUUAGGGUAUGUCAGGUAUGGACACUCAAUGCUAUGGGUUGUCUCUACUAUAUAUGCUGCUGGGGGGGAGCAGGGUAACUUAAAUAGCCAUUCCUUAUGUUCAGGUCGCAUUGGCUUUCAGUCAGUCAGUUAGCCAGUCAGUCAAUAGGCUGGCCUAUAUGGUCUGUAGUGUAGACUCAACAAGGAACACUAUCUGGCUGUGACGUGAGGCGCUGUAGUAGUAAUACUCUGGAGAUUCGUGGUGAAUACGUCAGUGUUUUCAUAGGUCCUAGAUGCUGAAUACGAGUAUUUAUUUACACAUCUGCAUGUUUCUAUAAUGUAAUGUUUAUUUGUUUUACUGGUGGGGGACGUUGAGGGUUGGGCAGGAUUGUUACUAUUGUAAAGGGUUGGAUGUGCAGACUUUUUUUCCCAUUACCUCUUCUAUGACAGUUUAGCCACAAUUCUCUCAGCUUUUAGCUCAAGCUGAUAUGUGAAUUGGCUGCAAAGCCUUUCUAUCCAACUGUUUAAGAUGCCAGACAAUUCGUGUUAGGCGAUAUCACAAAGGGUACAGUCUUUACCCAGCCCUGUGUUCAAUCAUUCACUCUAGUUGACGCUCAUUCCAAAUAUCCAUUCCAAGUAAUGCAAACAGAAGCCUAUAAUCACUAAGCUAACAAUACCAUUGCUCAUUUGUUGGGCCAGGAGUAUUUCCCUGACCAUGUGAACCUGGUCAGGAAAAAAACUCUGGGCCCCUACCAUUCGCUUCACACACAGUUCUACCCAGGGUUAUCCAUGUUAAUUUUAUUUGAGUGUUUAAAGGGGGAAUUACCUUUAAGCUGGGGUGCGAUGACAGACCGUUUCCCCCUCAAGGGACUCAAAACCCUCUAGAACACUCAGGUGUUUUCAUAUAUAUGUAGUUUUGAAUGCUAUCUACCCACUACUUAGCAUGCUGCUACAUGGUGCAAUACGGAUGUCAGACAAGACGGCGCGUUUACAUUCUUCGCGCACACCAAGCUAUACUCCAAAAGAAGUUUAUGUACAGACUCCGACAGUGUUACAUCGCAAUGUUUAUCCACUUACUCACUCAUCUCAACUGAAACUUUGCAUAGUUUUUUUGAAAAUACUUUACUUAUUUGACCAGGCUGUGAACAUUGUAGUCCAUUUCACUGUAUAGACAGCUGGUUUAGGUGAAAAUGUGGCUUUUAUUAUUUUUUUUAAUCAAAUUUUACACGUAUUUAGCAGAUGUUACUGCAGGUGUAGCGAAAUGCUUGGUGGUUUGUGGAUUUUUACGGGGAACGCUAAUGGACUUUUUACCCUUUUUAUGAACCCGGCGCAAUACUAUGUAACAACUCCAGUUGACUAGACCAGAAGUGUAGAGUGGUUUAUAAACUAGAAGAUUGCAUCACACUGAAUGUAUUGAAAUGUGAUGUCAAGGUAAAUGGAUUAACUAAUCAUUUUGUAAACAGACUCCACUGUGUAAAUUGGAUCCAUAUUUUUCGAGAGGCCCCUGCAAAAGGCUCUUAACAUUCACUGACAGAAAGAUAGAUCUGUGAAGCUUUCUACCACAGCAGCGAGGAGUUGUCAGUCAGCAUGUGUACUGUAUAAUCUAUGAAGUAGUUACAUUACGCUCUUCAGCAAUAACUUAGUGGAUGGAAAAGGACCAAAAUCAGGGAAUUAUCUGAAAUAGCUGUAUAUAUGUGAAUAAUAAAGUAUAUAUGCCCAUUCCUGUCGUUUAGAGAUGAAAUGUUAAAUACUAUGGUGCUUGGAGGUUUUGACAUCAGAAUAAUGAUCAGCCAUUAUUUUGAGUAGAUUGUUUGUUUAAGCCGACCUCAGAUGGGCCAUAUAUCCCCAAGUUGAAGGUUUUAAUAUACAUUCUCUUGAAUGAACCUGCAAGGUGCAUGCAUCUAGACCAACUGUAAUGAUCUAAAAUGUACGCCAGAGAGCGCCAGAGUACCAUGUCUGGGUGUUGUGCUGUAGAAAUGUGAAUCACAGGAACCUGGGCCCUUCGCACAUCUGUUCAUUAAGUUACUCUGAUGGGUGGUCAUCCUUCACUUGAAAAACCAAUCAGUUCUUUUUUUAUUCUGUUAUUUCCUCUUCCUCUCAUCAGACGGCGCCCCGUCCCAAUAGAGAAGUUGGAUAUAGUCCUAGAGAGGAAAGGGGAGUUUGACCCGGAGAACUUAGAUAGCUACCUGUCUCUCUGUUGCGCAUUCUCUCUGAUCAAUUAAACAAAGACUCUAGCCUUUCUUUUUCGAGUCAAACUCUAAACUAUCUGCCUGUCUCCGUCUCACAUCCAAAAUGAUGCCCUUGAAUGUUUUGGCCUGAGGCGUUGGCCUAGCCCCUACAAAACCAUUUUGGGAGUUCAAUCAAUCACCGGUACGCAGAAUCAGAGAUGUUUACCCCUACAGAGACAGGCUUGUCAGGUUCAGGUAGCUGAUAAUUUACUUUGUUGUCGAAAUUCACACAUUCACGCCUCAAUGUCGAAGCUGUGUUGAAUUUGUAUUCGGUAGGGUCAGAAGAAGCACACGUAGAGAGAUGUUUCAUCUGCGCUCAACCGUUGUUUAUCAUUCUCCCACAUCAUCAACAUUGUCCCCUUUUGGAAAAUACAUUUUUUUGUGAAGAUUGUCCCUGGCUCGUAUUGUAUGGAUCCUGCCUUAGGAUUCACACUUCAGGCUACUUCUCACCACUGCUUUUACUUUAUUCUCCUGUCAUUGACUUGAAUUGAAAUCCGGUAGACAUAACUAGGCUUCAGAAAUGAUGACUCCACUUUCCUGCUGAAAACACUGUCACAUUGUAUGUGUUUUUUUCCCUCAUUUUUCUCUCAAAUGUCCUAGAAAAACAAUCGUAUCAACAGUACUCUUAAGUAGUGACUUCGAGUAUAUGCAUAGAGCGGAAACAUAGCAGUGGAUACAGGAAUAUAUAUAUAUAUAUAUUUUUGUAACUGAAUAUGUAGCUCUGCUAUUUUAGUAAAACCACACAACAGAAUGAUUUUAAAGCUUGGAUUUUUCAGACUCGUCGAAUACGUGCUGUGACUCUGACCUGGUUGUAAAAAAAACACACACACACACACAAAAAAAACUAUAUUCAGAUGUUUUUAUUGAAGACUUUAUUUUGUAAAUUAAAUCUAUUUUGGUGACAUGGACUUGAAUGUACUGAUAUGUGCAUGUGUAUUUUGUGUGUGCAAUGCCAUUUUCUUUGGGAGACUUACCAGUCUUGAAUGGCCAUUGUUUUUAUGAUGACAAUCUUUUAUGGGAUCUUAUAGAAAUCGCACACUGCAACAAACAAAAAAAUCUCAGCCAUUCAGAAAUAAACGAGCUAAUUUUAUAAAUCCUC
Molecule: messenger RNA, 4869 nt
Organism: Oncorhynchus kisutch (coho salmon)
Lineage: Eukaryota; Metazoa; Chordata; Actinopteri; Salmoniformes; Salmonidae
Product: CAAX prenyl protease 2
Exons: 8
Coding region: 421-1389 (322 amino acids)
Biological process (GO): CAAX-box protein processing
Cellular component (GO): endoplasmic reticulum membrane
Molecular function (GO): metalloendopeptidase activity
Source: RefSeq, a predicted model, not a curated record